Messenger RNA from Vicia faba (fava bean), 2748 nucleotides. The record is from the annotation of a GenBank genome assembly. NCBI's taxonomy places the organism in Eukaryota, Viridiplantae, Streptophyta, Magnoliopsida, Fabales, Fabaceae.
AUGCCACGCAGAGGAAGCAGUUCACGGCAGAAGAAGCGACCAUCUUCAGAAGAUGAAACGAAAUCCCAACACAACGCCGAAGGAUCCCUGACGGAAAUAUCUCGGGAUGCCGUGGGAAAACUUCUACGCCGUGCUAACAGAGGUAGCAAGAAAAAGACUACGGUUGAUUUUGAACCGGAACAAAAUGUUACUCGGGUAUUGGAACCGAUUGUCCCACCAAAAACUUCAGAAGUUGAACACUGUAAUAGAAAUUCUAUUGGAAAGGAUUCUGCAGAAGAGAAAUGUGGUCAUGUAAGUUUAGAUGAGGGAUAUGCGGAUAAAAAGGAAGAAUUAGAUGACUCAGAUUGGGAAGACGGUACAGUUGCCAUGGAUGAUCUUCCCAUGACAAUUGAAUUGAAUGUGACCCCUGAUUCAUCUGUAAAGAAACAAAUUCGCCGAGCUUCUGCUGAAGAUAAGGAAUUGGCUGAACUUGUGCACAAGGCUCAUUUGCUUUGUUUACUUGCUCGGGGAAGAUUAAUAGACCGUGCUUGUGAUGAUGUUUUAAUUCAGGCUUCUCUGCUUUCUCUACUUCCAGUGGACUUGUUCCCGCAAUCAAAAGUCACAAAACUCACUUCAAAAGAUCUACAUCCUUUAAUCUCAUGGUUCCAUGACAAUUUCCAUGUUAAAAACUAUACAAAUGGAGAAAAGUCACCACACUUUGCUUUGGCAUCUGCUUUAGAAUUACACGAAGGUAGUUCUGAAGAGAUUGCAGCUUUAUCGGUGGCACUAUUUAGAGCUUUAAAUCUUACAGCCAGGUUUGUCUCCAUUUUGGAUGUUUCACCUCUUAAACCAGAUCAAUCCUUUAGACCAAUUGCAAGUGGAUCUAGUAAGGGGAUAUUUAAUACUUCAACACCAAUGGUAUCUAAGCAAAAGUUGGAUUUUAAGUCACCUAAAAAAUCACUGUCUUGUAAGAGAGAGAAACUAUGUGAAAGCUCUCUUGGUCAUUCACGGAAAAGUAAGAAACGCAGUGCACCGAGCGAUAUGGAUCAGUCUAAAGAUCCUUCUGUUGCUGAAGAUUUGGAUCGUACAGUGGCAAACUUCCCAACUUCUGAGGCACAAGUCAACGACCCUGAAUCACAUAUAACUGACAAAUCUCAUAAAUCAAAGAGGAAGGGGGAUCUUGAAUUUGAGAUGCAGAUGGAAAUGGCUCUUUCUACUACAGCAAUUGAAUGUGCUAAGACUAAAGAAGAGUCUGGUGAAAAUAUUGAAUCAUCAAAAUUUUCUUGUCCAUCAAAAAGAAUAAAAAGAGUUAUAGGUGAAGAAUCUUCAACCUCUCCCCAACUAAUUUCUACAGCAGUUGGAUCAAUGAGAGUAGGAUCUCCUUUGUAUUGGGCAGAAGUAUAUUGCAGUGAAGAAAAUUUGACAGGAAAGUGGGUGCAUAUCGAUGCUGUGAAUUUGAUUAUUGAUGGAGAAGACAAGGUUGAAGCUAUGGUUGCUGCUUGCAAAUCAUCUUUGAGAUAUGUUGUUGCUUUUGCUGGGCAGGGGGCCAAAGAUGUGACCCGCAGGUACUGUAUGAAGUGGCACAAAAUUGCAUCACAACGAGUUAAUUCAACAUGGUGGGAUUCAGUGUUGGCACCACUGAGAAACUUAGAGUCUGGAGCAACUGGAGGUGUGGCUCAUUUGAGAACAAACCAAUCCACUGCAACAGAAGCCAACAUGAAUGAUUCUUUUGUUCCUACAAGGAGCUCUCUUGAGGAUAUUGAAUUAGAAACCAGGGCAUUAACUGAGCCUCUUCCAACCAACCAGCAGGCCUACAAAAGUCAUCCACUUUAUGCCAUAGAAAAAUGGCUUACAAAAUAUCAACUACUUCAUCCAAAGGGUCCGAUUCUGGGGUUUUGUUCAGGUCACCCGGUUUACCCUAGGACUUGUGUGCAAACUGUUAUGACAAAAGAAAGAUGGCUCCGGGAAGGGCUGCAAGUGAAACCCAAUGAAAACCCUGCAAAGGAGCUUAAACGACCCAUUAAGCCUCAGAAAGUACAAGAUUUUGAAGCUGAUGACCGUGACUGCACCACAGAUUCUAAGGAAAAUAUUAAACUUUAUGGGAAAUGGCAACUAGAACCAUUAAAUCUUCCUCAUGCAGUGAAUGGAAUAGUUCCUAAGAACGAUCGUGGUCAAGUAGAUGUUUGGUCUGAGAAAUGUCUACCACCGGGUACUGUGCACUUGAGGUUUCCGAGGGCAUAUACUGUUGCCAAGAGGCUAGAGAUUGAUUAUGCACCUGCUAUGGUUGGUUUUGAAUUUAAAAAUGGCCGAUCAUAUCCUGUCUAUGAUGGUAUUGUGGUGUGUGCUGAGUUCAAGGAUACACUGUUAGAGGCAUUUGCAGAAGAAGACGAACGACGGAAAGCAGAAGAAAAGAAAAGAGAUGAAGCACAAGCUCUUCGGCGAUGGUACCAGCUUCUUUCGUCUAUUGUAACUCGUCAAAGGUUAAACAAUCGUUAUAAUAACAAUUCAAAAUCAGAGGUGGCAAAUGCUGCCCAGGAUAUGAAGGAUAACAUGUCAAAUGCCACAGUUUGUGGUAGUAAUGACCAGAAUCAGACUCCCGAAAACCAUCAGAUGGACAACCGCGAUACCAAUCUUGAUGAAUCGGUAAGUACUUCAGUCAAAGACCAUGAGCAUGUUUUCUUGAAAGAGAACGAGAGCUUUGAUGAGGAAACUUUUUUACUUACAAAGCGAUGCCAAUGUGGAUUUUCUGUUCAAGUAGAAGAAUUAUAA